Molecule: messenger RNA, 1409 nt
Organism: Leptidea sinapis
Lineage: Eukaryota; Metazoa; Arthropoda; Insecta; Lepidoptera; Pieridae
Exons: 10
Coding region: 30-1379 (449 amino acids)
Source: RefSeq, a predicted model, not a curated record
CGUUCAGUAAUGGUCGCCAUGUUUUCAAAAUGGCCGUAUUAUUUCGCGCAUGCGUUCUCGUCGUUCUAUGCCUCGUCUGGUUACAGAUAAUCUACCCAUAUAACAUAAGGAAUCACCCAUGCUGUCUGGAACCCAACGAGAACCUGACCCUCGCGAUGAUAAUAGACGCCUUUGAGAUAUACGGCCACGAUCCCACGGACAAACUGGAUAACCUGUGGCUAUACCAGAAUGAAAUGAUGAGAAUUAAAACUGCUGAGGAUCAGUACUUAAUAAACGAACGGGUGCACAUAGCUACUGACCACCUGGGAAGAUUCAUCAAACUUCACAUCCAAGAACUAAAGGUUUUGCUGAUCACGCUAGACGAUGUCAUAGACAAUAUGAUGACCAUGUAUGAGAAUCAUAACUCAAUAGCGGCAGAAAGGAAAGCCACUUACACCGGAGGACCAGUUCCCAUGGAGUUUUAUAUCAGCCAAGAGUUCUACUGCGGAAAGAAUGUUUACAUAUUCCUGUCGGAGCUAUACAGCGAUAUUUAUAACAUGGGUAAAGGUACGCCUCCCUACUGUAAGGACAGAUCAUUUGUCUUCAUGGGCUUCCUACAUUACCACGACGAGCAGAAAUAUUACCUUAUUGAUGACCCCAGUAUUUCAUUUCCAACUGAUAACUACAUACAUGGAUUGGAAUGUCAUAUUGGCAUUUGUAUAUUCAGGUUUCCAUUCAAGAAACUCCUGCAGCGCGAGCGAGACGUCUCGACUCUACCGAAGGCGAUAGUCAAAUGCGGUUUAAUUAUGUAUAAACUACCGCCGCUUUCUGCUGCGUUGUGUAUCAUUACUUCCGGUUCCUUUAUUUUGGAUUUUAAUAUUCAAGGGAUCAGGUAUAGGCACCACGACUACUUAUUGACGACACCGAAUGGAAACACGUACUAUACAAAAGAAAAUAUUACUCCACUGGUGUGCGACCACCACGUUUGUGAGUGGAACUACACGAAUCAUUAUGGAGGGCCGUUCCUUAUUCCGGGUGAUCCUGGAACUGGGAUAGAUCCAGUCCCACCGUAUAUAGAACCAACUGUUAAACCAACCGAAGGGGAGGAAGAAGAUAAUAUCACUGUCCCAUAUAUCCUGGAAGGAUGCUUGUUCAUGUACCCGCCGAACUACGGGUCUAUAGCUGGCAAGAGCUACCUAGACUCAGUCGAGCUGCAUGACGAUCGAUUUACUUGUACAGGCUCCCCCGGAAGUAAGGGUCUCUACUGGUAUCCACAAUGGAUGGGAAGCGUGCCGCACCAUCCAUACUCCUCAAUAGACGACAAGGGCGCCUACGAUUCGUCUGAUCCCUAUUACACUCAUCAGAACUACAAGUUGGAAGAAGACGACACUGACACGUAAAAAAUAAAAUGGUUGCUGUAUUAAAUAGCA